This is a messenger RNA of Dromaius novaehollandiae (emu), 9448 nucleotides long. It is a transcript of the gene UNC5C, whose product is annotated as unc-5 netrin receptor C. Gene Ontology annotation, biological process: axon guidance; netrin-activated signaling pathway. Gene Ontology annotation, cellular component: membrane. Gene Ontology annotation, molecular function: netrin receptor activity; protein binding. NCBI's taxonomy places the organism in Eukaryota, Metazoa, Chordata, Aves, Casuariiformes, Dromaiidae. The transcript has 17 exons. Bases 382 to 3234 code for a protein of 950 amino acids. The record is from RefSeq and is a predicted model, not a curated record.
CGCGUGGUUGCCAGCCUCCCCCGCCCCCUUUCCCUCUGGGUUUGCUCCUCGCUCCGGCUCGCAUUUUAUCGCAGGCGGCCGGCGCAGCCCCUCUCCCCAGCCCAGCCCCGGCCCGGCCCGGCCCCCGCCCUCCCCGCUCCGCCGGGCUCCGCGCCGCUCCGCGCCCCGCCGCGGGGCCAUGCUGCCCCGCUGCCUCCCCGCCCCGAGCGGCGCCGCCGCCGCCCGCGCAGCCUGAGCGCCCGCGGCGGCUCCGCGGCGGCUCCGCGCCGCCCGCCCGCGCCCGGCGCUGCGACGGGGCCGGCGCAGAGGCGGCUCCGAGAAGCGGCGCCCCCGGCGCGCCGCCCCGCUCCGCGGCUCUGCGCGCCCCGUCCGCCCCCGGCCAUGGGCAAGGGGCUGGAGGGCACGGCGGCCCGCUGCGGGCUGGGCCUGGGAUACCUGCUGCAGACCGUGGUGCUCCCCGCCCUGGCCGUCCUGGGGGCCAGCCGCCCCGGCUCCGCGGCGCAAGAUGAUGAUUUUUUUCAUGAACUUCCGGAAACUUUUCCAUCGGAUCCUCCAGAGCCAUUGCCUCACUUCCUCAUUGAGCCCGAAGAAGCUUACAUUGUGAAGAACAAGCCCGUGAAUCUGUACUGCAAAGCGAGCCCUGCCACGCAGAUCUACUUCAAAUGCAACAGCGAAUGGGUCCAUCAGAAGGACCAUGUGGUGGAUGAGAGAGUAGAUGAAACCUCUGGUCUGAUCGUCCGAGAGGUCAGCAUUGAGAUUUCCCGCCAGCAGGUCGAGGAGCUCUUCGGGCCCGAAGAUUACUGGUGCCAGUGCGUCGCCUGGAGCUCUGCCGGCACCACCAAGAGCCGCAAAGCCUACGUUCGCAUCGCCUAUCUCCGGAAGACUUUCGAGCAGGAGCCCUUGGGGAAAGAAGUAUCCCUGGAGCAAGAAGUCCUGCUCCAGUGCCGUCCCCCUGAAGGCAUCCCAGUAGCCGAGGUGGAGUGGCUGAAGAACGAGGAGGUGAUCGAUCCUGUGGAAGACCGAAAUUUUUACAUCACCAUUGAUCACAACCUGAUCAUCAAGCAAGCCCGUCUCUCUGACACAGCCAACUACACCUGUGUCGCCAAAAACAUCGUGGCCAAAAGGAAAAGCACUACAGCGACUGUGAUCGUCUAUGUGAAUGGAGGCUGGUCGACCUGGACUGAGUGGUCAGUGUGUAACAGCCGAUGUGGGAGAGGCUUUCAGAAGCGUACGAGGACCUGCACCAAUCCUGCACCGCUCAAUGGCGGCGCCUUCUGCGAAGGCCAAAGUGUUCAGAAAAUAGCUUGCACCACUCUAUGUCCAGUGGAUGGGAAAUGGACGUCCUGGAGCAAGUGGUCCACGUGCGGCACGGAGUGCACCCACUGGCGCCGGCGGGAGUGCACGGCCCCGGCGCCCAAGAACGGCGGCAAGGACUGCGAGGGGCUCGUGCUGCAGUCCAAGAACUGCACGGACGGGCUCUGCAUGCAAAGUUUCAUUUAUCCUAUUUCAACUGAACAGAGAACCCAGAAUGAAUAUGGAUUUUCUUCUGCUCCCGACUCGGAUGAUGUUGCUCUCUAUGUUGGCAUCGUGAUAGCUGUGAUCGUGUGCCUGGCUAUUUCCGUGAUUGUGGCCCUGUUUGUCUAUCGCAAGAACCACCGUGACUUUGAGUCAGAUAUUAUCGACUCCUCUGCGCUAAAUGGUGGCUUUCAGCCUGUCAACAUCAAGGCCGCAAGACAAGACCUCCUCGCAGUGCCACCAGACCUCACUUCUGCUGCAGCCAUGUACAGGGGUCCUGUUUACGCCUUGCACGAUGUCUCUGAUAAAAUCCCAAUGACCAAUUCUCCGAUCCUGGAUCCACUGCCCAACCUGAAAAUCAAGGUCUAUAAUACCUCUGGCACAGUUACCCCCCAGGAUGAACUCUCUGACUUCUCCUCCAAGCUGUCCCCACAGAUUACCCAGUCCCUGCUGGAGAAUGAGGCCCUGAACGUGAAGAACCAGAGCCUUGCUCGACAAACAGACCCAUCUUGCACUGCAUUUGGGACCUUCAACUCCUUAGGGGGCCACUUAAUAAUUCCCAAUUCAGGAGUAAGCUUGCUGAUCCCAGCAGGGGCCGUUCCCCAAGGGAGAGUCUAUGAAAUGUAUGUGACAGUUCACAGGAAGGAGAACAUGAGGCCACCCGUAGAAGACAGCCAAACCCUUCUGACCCCCGUGGUGAGCUGCGGGCCGCCAGGAGCCCUGCUAACCCGGCCGGUCAUUUUAACCAUGCACCACUGCGCGGAGCCCAAUACAGAGGACUGGCAGAUCCAGCUGAAGCACCAAGCAGCCCAGGGGCCGUGGGAGGAUGUGGUGGUAGUCGGGGAGGAAAACUUCACCACUCCGUGCUACAUCCAGCUGGACCCAGAGGCCUGCCAUAUCCUGACAGAAACCCUCAGCACAUAUGCCUUGGUGGGACAGUCGAUCACCAAAGCAGCUGCAAAACGUCUCAAACUGGCCAUCUUUGGACCGCUGUCCUGCUCGUCGCUGGAGUACAGCAUCCGGGUCUACUGCCUCGAUGACACUCAGGAUGCCCUUAAGGAAGUGCUACAGCUUGAGCGGCAGAUGGGCGGGCAGUUAUUGGAAGAGCCCAAAGCUUUGCAUUUCAAGGGAAGCACCCACAACCUCCGCUUGUCCAUUCAUGACAUUGCCCACUCUCUCUGGAAGAGCAAAUUGCUGGCCAAGUACCAGGAGAUUCCCUUUUACCACAUCUGGAGUGGGUGUCAGAGGAACCUACAUUGCACCUUCACGCUGGAAAGGUUCAGCCUAAAUACCCUGGAGCUGGUGUGUAAACUCUGUGUACGGCAGGUUGAAGGAGAAGGGCAGAUCUUUCAGCUCAACUGCUCAGUGUCAGAGGAACCUACUGGCAUCGACUAUCCUCUCAUGGAUUCAGCAGGCACCGUCACCACGAUCGUAGGGCCCAGCGCUUUCAGCAUCCCCCUGCCAAUCCGGCAGAAGCUCUGCAGCAGCCUCGACGCUCCCCAGACCAGGGGCCAUGACUGGAGGAUGCUGGCCCACAAGCUGAAACUGGACAGGUAUUUAAAUUAUUUUGCUACAAAAUCGAGUCCCACUGGGGUGAUCCUGGAUCUCUGGGAAGCCCAGAAUUUCCCUGAUGGCAACCUGAGCAUGCUGGCAGCAGUGCUUGAAGAAAUGGGAAGACACGAAACCGUUGUUUCUUUGGCAGCAGAAGGAAAUUACUGAUGUAGCCUUGGCGUGAUCAGGAAGGACAGACACAGGGAGUGGUAAUGCCCUGUUGCUACACACGAGAAUUGAAGAGAAAACCCAGACCAAUGAGUUACACAAGAGACAUUUCAGAGAAGAAAGCAAGCAAACAAAAAAACCACAGCCCUGACCUUCACACUUGUUCUCCUUGUACAUUAUCACAGGAUCUAAAAGAAAUCAUGCAAAGUUGUACCUUGAAAAUAUAAAUCAACCUGAUGUUCCUCUCGGCUUGGCUGUACACUGCUUGGUACAGGAUUUUACAGUUUCCUAGGAAACGCUUUUUAUUGCUAUCCAGAUAUAUGGAUAAACUUUCUUAACAAUCCCAGUUUCUAUGGAUGUUGUUUACAUCAUAUUCUGGACAGGGGUAAGGAGACUGUCCAUGGCUCUUUAUAUUUUUUGUUUAAAGCCAUUCUAGACAAAGCUAUGGACAGUUGGUUGUGGCUAUUUCAGAUUAUUGGUUUCUGGUGAGUUCAGACUUUGGCUACAAUUCUGCACAUCGAGUGUCUCGCAAUGAUCCUCCUGUCAUUAUUCUGUUUCCUAGACCUACUUGUAAAAAAAAAAACCCCAGAGUUGCAGAGGUGUGCAUCUGGAAAGCAGGUACUCUGGGUGCUAAGCAGGAACAAACAUAAUGUUCCCGUCCUUCCCUGAGGGAGUCCCAUUGAGCCUGUGUGGAAAAUAGCUGUAGGACAGUGGGAAACAUAGGAUGGGAGUUAGUUUUCCGUUCAUAGCAUAACGCCCUUUCCACCCCUUUGUGAUAUGGGGGGAGGGGAGGGGCUGGAUAUGCAAUUCAGAGUGGUUGGGGAAAAAAGAAAUCCAGAAAAAAAUAAGAGAUUUUCCUAUGAUAAUUAUUUACUGAUUAGUAUCUAGUGCAAGGAUUAUAAUGAAUAUUAUUAUUAUUACCAUUCUUACUUUAUUUCUAAUUUUGUCAGCAGCGGGAUGAAUCAUUCCCAUUUUGAUAGAACCUGUUGUCCCCAUCCUGAAGGUCUUUUAGGACAUUUCCCACUGUGUUGUCUGUCCUUCCCUUCUCCAGCCAUUGUACGCAUCCUCCAGAGUCCUCUGCUAGCCCACAAGGGUUGCUCACAUCAUAGCAGUAGAGUUGCUGUGCUUUAUGCCAGCUACAAAGCCAGUUCAAACUGGUGAAGCUCCACAGAAAUCACUGAUGCACACCAGCAAAGGAUCUAACCCAGCAUGUCUCCCUGCGGCAAGCCGUGGUGUGUUGCGACACCCCCGGUUUGCCAUUGCUCUCAGAAGCAAUCCUACCCCAAGGUGACCGUGAAGGCUGGGGCGACCCCAUCCCGUGCUGUGAUCCUGCCUCCCAGUCCAGAUGCACGUAGCCUGUCGUUUGGGAAGCAGAUGUGCAAGCAUGUGGGGGCACUGACAUUGAGCACCUGAUCCAUGCAUCCAAGGUGAGCCUCCAGAGACCUUGCUUUAUUUUUGAGAGAUUUGAGAGCCAGCAGCUCCCAUUAGCUUCAGAUGGAGCUGGAGGCACUCACUCCUGCUAAAAACCACCUCUUUGCUUAGUGGCUGUGAUAGUCUAGGCUACUGGGCGUGAGGAGUGCUCCUUUCUGUCAUUUCUGGGCAUGAGUCGCUCGCCGGAUCUCUGUGGCUUUGCCGGAGCUGCGGCCAGGGAAGUCUCUGCUGCGUGCCCAGUGCCGCGCGGUGGAGGCCGAGCUCUGUGCAUUGCAGCGCUUUGCUUUCGCUAUACCCCCAGCUCCUGGUUUGUCGCGGUAGCUCUUGCACAGGGCGUUGCAGCUCCCCGUGAGUUGGACAUAUUUGUUUCCGUGCCACAUCCCUCUUGGCCUCUGCAAACGCAUGAAGUGGGACCUUGGCAAAUGGAGCUAACUUGUUUUUUCAGUUGUCACUGCAAACAUAUUUCAUAUUCUGCUCAGUGAAAAGACUGACCCUUUAGUAGAACACAGAGCCUAGUAUUUCAGUAGUUUUAAUUCCAGUUUUGCUCGUCCUUUACUUCUGCUGCAGAGAGCACUGCCUUCCCCAGCCCAUUCGUGCCAGGUUUGGAGGCAUCCCCUGGUUUUUGCUGUUGUACCCACAUGCGGGCAUUGCCCGCACGUGUAUUCACCCGUCACAUUCUUCUCAAGACAGGAGUUGUUUGGGGUUUUUUUUGUUGUUGUUGUUGUUUUUUGUGGUUUGUUUUUUUCCUAAGGCUUUCAAGUCUGCACCUUUAAAUGUAACUUUGAAAAUGUCAUUGGUCAAAAUGAAAGGAAAAUUUCAUCCUACCUUUUUCCCAUUUGACAUUUCCAUAGGCUUGGGACUUUUUUUUCUAAUUCUGAGCUCCCUGACACCGGUGGUGUUUUCAUUAAAGGCUGGGCAGUGCUCGCAAGCACCCCCUUUCUCAUAAGCAGUAACCUGGCAAUCUACAAAGGAUCAGACCAGGCUUCCCAUCAAAUCCAGGGAGCAGCAUGCACAGAUCUUGGUUUUCAACAUCUGUCUGUAUUUUGGCUCCAUAAUCACCAUCUCUGGAGAAUGCGAAGUCCUUCUAAGGACUCAGUCAUCCAGCCAGGGUGUCCUUUUCAUGAACCACCUUCUUACUUCUUUUAACCUUAAGCAGCUGAUCCAGAGCUCUGCCGCAUGAAUGGGAAUCUUGCUUCCAUCUUCAGGAGGCUUUGACUCGGCUGCCAGCUCAUCCCUUUCCCUACAGUUUUACCCUGCUCGUCCUCAGAGCUCUAAAACAUCUCUUGAAGGACGGCUCUCCACUUUUCUCCCUUGUGUAAACUUGUGGUAUAACCAGUUAUACCUAGCUUGUUCUUCACCGGCUUUUGGCACCUUCCCCUCGUGGGCCCCGUCUUUGGUCUCUGACAUCCAGACUGGCUUGGGCUCUCGGCUGGGGGCUCUCGCUGGGUGGGCACCGUGCGUCACCUCGAGCCUGUGCUCCCUUUGCCAGCUCCCUGUGCUCCCCCCUCCCACCCCGAGGCCCCCUUCAAGAAAAAUAGAUGAAUAACUUUCUUAAGACUUUCUGGGACAGAAAAAGAACAUUUUCCUUUUGCAGCUUCACUGUAAAAGGGAUAUAUUAUGAGGCAAGGGCUUGCGCUAACUUAGAGGAGCGUCCGCAGCGGUGGAUGGCAAUAAGCGCUGUUGCCUCUCUCGGCACAGGCACAGAAUGCGGGGGGAGAAAGGGCAGCAAGAUUUGCUCAAAAUACCAUUUUUGGUGGAGAAAGCUAGCAGCAGCCCUGCUCUCCCGAUUGCUUGUACACACUGCCAUCUCGUGGGGCAGAGCUCGAACUUAAACACCGAGACCUGUGACUUCAUUUAAGCCUGAGAAAAGUUGUCUUAGAAAAGACUUUUCCAUGAGGCGGCUCUUUAAAAUGGCAAAUAAUAUUGGCAGACAGAACCGGCUCUUAAGAAUCGUUGUAACAUUUUAUGUCAGGUAAGCAAAUUUGUUUUAAAGAAAUGACUGCAGGCUUCUUAUCCUCCAGUUAUUAUUAUUUUUUAAAAUGCUUAACCUUUUAGUUGUCCACCUUUGGUUAUGUGCUCUAGCAGCUUUGCUGCCCAUCACACCACCUUUUCAUUACAUGUUGAUUGCUAGUGAUAUAAAUAAUAUAUAUAUUAUAUAAAUAUAUAUAAAAUAUCUACUGACUUCAAGGAAAAUCUUUAAUUUCUGAUUUAGGAUCACUGUUGGAGGCAGUCCUUUUCACCUGGUUUUGUUAAGUUCUUUUGUGUUGUGUUCUUGUAAAGGUGGCUGUCACUGUAUAGGGUAAGUCUAUUUUUUUGUUAAGUUUUCUGAUCACAGCUGAUCCACUGUAUCAUGCUGAACAGUGCAAGACCUAAGUGCUGUUUUAAUGACUCUUGAAAGUUUUGAGGCAGUUAGGGUCUCUUGAGUCAAGAUUUGCUUCCACGGGAGACCGAGGCUUUUUCCAUAGCCCUGGCAGAAAUGCAGACACUCAUGAGACAUGUUGGAGUCUGGGAUGCGCACAGAGCAAAACAUGUCUGUUACUUGGGUUUCUUGCUAUUUCUGUUGCUUACAUAUAGAAUAAAUGUAUUUACAUGCUGUAAGCCCGUCAUUGUGGACAGUGUCCUGAUGUCUUGUAUUGCUACCUAAAAUAGUUUCUUUUCAGUUCUCCUUUUCUUUUUCUUUUCAUUUCUUGGGGUUGGGGGGGGGGGAGGCAUGGGGCAGGGAGGGAUGGGGACCGUUAGACCGUUGUAUCUUCUAGCCAAGUAGUUCCCACAGCACCGAAGUUUAUUUUAAACAAGGUGAUACCAGUGAGGUUUUUCUUUUUUUUUGAUCUCGUGUUCGGGGCACUUUGUAAUGUAUCUUAGUGCGUGUUAAAAAGUCUUUUCGGGCAUUACUCGGACCCUCGUCUGGCCCCGGAGUGACUAGUUGCGUGCAGGCUAGCUUAGCUGCUAUCAGCCAGGGAGAAGAGGCAAGGGGGCGGCUUAUGAACUAACACCGAACCUUUGGCCCGUCUCCCGCAAGGACUCCGAGGAGGCAUUGGCUUCAGGGGCAUCACUGCCAUCCCUUCCUAGCUUGUGUGUGAAACCUGGAGUUUAGAAAAUGCUCUGCAUUGCAGAUUUUUACAUGCUGAAGCAUGUAACGCUGACAUCCUUUGAACGGGAUUCUUACAGAAAUGCAAAGUGUGUGUGUGUGUGUGUGUGUGUGUGUGUGUGUGUACAUAUAUAUAUAUGUAUUUACACACACACACACACAUAUAUACACACACACAGAGUUAAAACUAGAGGACACCUACUGCUGGAGGCUUUUAGCUCUGAUGUUAGUUGUGGGUGUCCUCCAUCACUCUCAUGACCAGCUUCUGCUUGGGAAGAUGAAGGUCAAAAUUCAGCGCUGUAUCAUCCCUGCAAGGUCGGCUAGGCAGUACUGCGAGACCCAACAGUGUAAAAAUUGGCGAGGAAGUAGGGUUGGACUCGAACCAAAGCCGCAGAACUGAGCCCUCAAGUUUGGUAGGUCGAGCUCCUCUCUUGAAAGACGAUCGCUUAGUUUAUUUGCUUACUUGUCCUUUAAGCUUGGCACCUGUUCCCUGAAAUCUGAAAAUCCCUUUAUCUGAAAGUCCUUUGAUAAGCUCUGCCUGUAUAAAAAAAAGCAAUGAUAAUUCAGAGUUCCCACUAACCUCUGUCACUGAAUGGGUACUUCGCAUUUUCUGUGACGCUGGUUAAAUGUAUUUAAUGGUGGUCCAGUCUCCGCAACUGUUUACGAAGACAUUAAUUGCUGCGUGCACUGUAUGCUGGGCCUGACCUUCUCUCCAAGAGCAUCCCGUCAUCUUGGCAUCGAGGUGGCUUCUUGGCUGUCUUUUAAGAAGCAGGCUGUCACAUUCGCAUUCAGGCAGAAGCGGGGUGGGUCCCUGCCUCUCGCCAGCUGUGGGCUUGCAGCUGGGUGCGACAGCAGCCCGUGGAUGAGCAAAGCUCGCGCUGCGGCAGGAGCUGCUCUGGCUGGUUCCAGCUGGCUGAUGCUACAGCUUGCCAGCAAAUUUGGGAGAUCAGAAAGUGAGAAUAAAAAGGAAAAUCAGUCUGGAAAGUAAACAAAAUUAGAGAGAGUGGGAAGCAGAACACUGCUCUCCCACAGUUCUUGUAAAUCACCUUGCAAAAACACCCCUUCCCAACUGUGAGUAAUUAACCUACUUUUUUGAAGUAGAGUAUAUUAAGAGAGAGAAGUUAUGGCAUUACGUGGCAUUACCAUUUUGGCACAUCUGUGUGGCUGACUUUUUUUGCUAAUCUAUGUUCUGUCUGUUAAUAUUGAAGAGUUAAAAACAAAACAAAAAAACCCAUGCGAAGGUCAUACACUUGAUACCUUUCCAAAGCAUAGAAGGAGGCCCCACAACGAAGGAAAGGUCCGCGUGCCCCAGGCUGAGAAGGUUUCUCUGCGGCGCUGUGUCCAGUGGCUGUGUCGCAGCCGCGCUACGGCAGCGCUGCGCGGGUUCCUGGGAGCUGUUUUCUUUGCGAUUCGGACAUGGAGAACUAUUUUGUUUGGGUUUUUUGAUUUCCCUAUUGCUGUAUCUUCUAUGCAAUUCCUUUUCUAAAGACUUACUGCUGGAGAAGUGCUAGCCAUUGCAUUAUUUGUAUCGCUGUACGGUGGAGGUGUGGUUUACUAGUUCUGAGUGUGCCUCUUACCCCCUCCCUUUUUCUCCUUCCCUCUGUUUGUAAAUGCCUGCAUUUAUUCUGUCAGCCUGACAUGUACAAAGUGUAAGAAAGAAUUUUUAAACAGGUAAUAAAUUAUAUUUAUAAGCAA